AUGGGCGCCGGCAGCUCCACGGAGCAGCGGAGCCCGGAGCAGCCGGAGGCGGGCGGCGGGGCGCCGGCCGAGCCCCAGCCCCAGCCCGGCGGCCCGGUGCUGGCGGAGGCGGCGGAGGCGGAGGCGGCGGGAGCCCCCGGGGACCCCGGCAUCGCGGCCGCGGACCCCGCCGCCAAGCUCCUCCAGAAGAAUGGUCAGCUGUCCACCCUCAACGGCUUAGCUGAACAAGAAGAGCUCACCGCCCAGGAGGGGGCCCUGAAUGGCCAGGAGGCGGAAGUCAUUGUCCCAGAGAUUGGACAGAGAGAGUCCGAAGAUGAGAGAGAGUCAGACAAGGAGAUGGCUGCCAACUCCUCGGCGGUCCAGGACAUGGCAAAGGAUGGGCAGGAGGAGAUGCCGGAAAUAAUUGAGCAGGUCCCUUCUUCGGAGAGCAACUUAGAAGAGCUAACACAGCCUGCCGAGUUGGCCCAGACCAAUGACGUCGGGUUUAAGAAGGUGUUUAAGUUUGUCGGCUUUAAGUUCACUGUGAAGAAGGAUAAGAGCGAGAAGUCCGACCCGGCCCAGCUGCUCACUGUCCGGAAAGAGGGAGGUGAAGGAGCCGGAGAGUCCGAGGGGGCCGGUGACCACCAGGAGCCCAGCCGGGAGGCCGGCGAAGCAACACAUAAGGAAAGAGAGCUGAAACAGUCCGCAGAGAAACCUGAGGACACCCCAAAACCCGAGGACACCCCGAAACCCCCCGAGCAGAGCAGCUCAGACAUCUCUCUCCAAGCCGAGUCCGGUCAAGCGGCCGGGGAAGGCAGAGAUGGGGAAGAAAAACAAGACAAAGAGCCAGCCAAAUCUCCAGACUCUCCCACCAGCCCGGUGGCCAGCGAAACGGCGUCGCCCUUCAAAAAAUUCUUCACCCAGGGCUGGGCCGGCUGGCGAAAGAAGACCAGCUUCCGGAAGCCCCGGGACGAUGAGCUGGACGCUUCGGAGAAGAAGAAGGAGGAGGAGCCAGAGCCAGACCGAGGAGACGCGGAGGAAAAGGAAAAGACGGACGACGCCUCCGGGAAGCCGGCUGCCCCCGAACAACCACAGCCACGGGAGGCCAGACUGUCGGCCGAGUACGAGAAGGUGGAGCUGCCCGCUGAGGGUCCAGGGCAGGCGUCCCCCGAGGAGCGAUGCGCCCCGUUAGCCACAGAAGUGUUUGACGAGAAGGUGGAGAUCGUGGCAGAGGUCCACGUGAGCACGGCAGAGCGGGCGGAGGAGCAGAAAGCGGAGGUGGGAGGACCAGAGGGGCCCCCGCCAUCGGAAAAGCUGGCCGAAACCGAUGCUGAGCCUCAGGAAGUUGGACCUCCACCAGGGGGUGCGCCUGGAGGGGACCCCACCCAGCCCCUCCAGCCCCCCCAGCCUCCCGAAGCAAGUCCCGAUGACGAGAAGGCGCCGCCUGCCCAGCCCGAGGGCGUGGUGGGCGAGGCGGAGAUGCUGGCCUCGCAGGAGAGGGGGAAGGCGCAGGGGAGCCCCCUGAAGAAGCUCUUCAGCAGCUCCGGCCUGAAGAAACUCUCCGGGAAGAAGCAGAAAGCGAAGAGGGGGGGUGACGAGGAGUCGGGCGACCAGCCGGCGGCCCCGGCCGACUCCCCGGACAGCCCCGAGGAGCAGAAGGGCGAGAGCUCGGCGUCCUCCCCCGAGGAGCCCGAGGAGAUCACCUGCCUGGAGAGGGGCAUCGCCGAGGCGCCCGCCCAGGACGGGGAGGCCGUGGAGGAGGGCGCCGCUUCCGACGGAGAGAAGAAGCGAGAGGGCGUGACCCCCUGGGCGUCCUUCAAGAAGAUGGUGACGCCCAAGAAGCGGGUGCGGAGGCCCUCGGAGAGCGACAAGGAGGAGGAGCCGGAGAAGGCGAAGAGCGCCACGCUGUCCUCCGCGGAGAGCGCGGCCUCCGAGGCGCCGGAGGAGGGCAAGGGCCCCGGGGACGAGCCCAAGGCCGAGGAGCCCAGGCGCAAGGUGGACACCUCCGUGUCCUGGGAGGCGCUGAUCUGCGUGGGGUCGUCCAAGAAGAGAGCGAGGAAAGCGUCCUCUUCCGACGAGGAGGAGGGACCCAAGCCCGCGGCGGCGGCGGCGGCGGGAGAAGGCCCAAGGCCGGAGGACGCAGGGAAAGACCACGAGGCCGGACCAGACGCCGUCCCCGCCGGCUCCCAGGAGCCCGAGCCGGGGCCCGGGAGCUCCUCGCCCGAGCAGGCGGGCAGCCCGUCCGAAGGGGAGGGCGGCGUCUCCACCUGGGAGUCCUUCAAGCGGCUGGUCACCCCGAGGAAAAAGCCCAAGUGCAAACCGGAGGAGAAGCCCGACGACGCCGGAGCGGGGGCCGGGGCGGAGCACUCGGCCGCGGAGGGGGAGCCCGGGAAGGAGGAGUCCUGGGUCUCCAUCAAGAAGUUCAUCCCCGGGCGGAGGAAGAAGAGGUCGGACGGCAAACAAGACCAAGCCGCCGGCGCCGCCGCCGCCGAGGCCCACGAGGAGGACUCCGACGUGCCGGCCGUGGUCCCGCUGGCCGAGUACGACGCGGUGGAGAGGGAGAAGCGGGAGGCGCAGCAGGCCGAGCGGAAGGGGGCCGUCUCUGUGUCCGAGGAGCUCAGCAAGAGCCUAGUCCACACCGUGACCGUGGGCGUCGUCGAUGGGGCCAGGGCCGUUACCGACAUCGAAGAGCGGUCGCCUUCCUGGAUCUCCGCGUCGGCGGCGGCGACAGGGCCUGUGGACCGAGCCGAAGAGGAAGCCGGGCCACCCACGGCGGCGGGGCUGGAGAGAGAGGUCAUCCCGGCCCCGCCUGAGAGCCGAUGUGCUGGGGAGGACUCCAGGGCCGGUGAGGACACCAGGGCCGGGGAGGACACUGUGGCCCGUGAGGACACCAGGGCCAGUGAGGACACCAGGGUCGGGGAGGACACUGUGGCCCGUGAAGACACCAGGGCCGGAGAGGACACUGUGGCCGGUGAGGACACUGUGGCUGGUGAGGACGCCGUAGCCGGUGAGGACACCAGGGCCGGGGAGGACACCAAGGCCGGGGAGGACACUGUGGCCGGUGAGGUGGAACUGACUGCCGAGGCAGUGACCGCUGCAGAACCCACGGAGGCAACCGAGGCAUCCGGGGCCGAGGAGACCGCCGACAUGGUUUCGGCCGUCUCCCAGCUGAGCGAGUCCCCAGACACCACCGAGGAGGCCACGCCAGUUCAGGAGGUGGAGGGCGGCGAGGCCGACGUGGAGGGCCAGGAGCGGCGGACCCAGGAGGUCCUGCAGGCGGUGGCAGAAAGGGUUCAAAAAGCGUCACAGCUUGAUGUCCGGGGCCCGGGGGCCACGCGGAAGGUGGAAUCCCAGCUGCCAGAGGUGGCAGAGGCCGAAGAGGAUCCUCCCGUGGAGGAGGCGGGCGUGGCGGUGCAGGGACACGCAGGAGAAACGAAGACUGAGGAUCUGCCACAGGGGAAGGUCCUUGGACAGGCCGCCCCAGAACACGCUGAAGAAGUCCCUCAAGUCCCCGAGAAUGUCACGUCUAGCGAGCUCAUAGCCCCCUGCCACGCUGAAACCCUGGCUGGGGUGAAAUCAGGGAUGGUCCUGGAACAGGCUGUUGGCCCGGACUCGGCCGAAAACCUCACUGACAGCGAGGCCAGUGGGAGCACCCCCGUAGCCGACUGUGAAGCUGGCCAUUGCUCACAGCAAGACACGGCCACGGAAGUCCACGCAGAGGGGGAAGGCGCACCCGGUACGAAGCCGCGGGUCGGGGAGGCCCAGGCAGUUCCCCCGCUGAGAGAGACGCGCCCAGCACCCUCCGGGCUCCAAUCCCAGGAAGAAAAGAAAGAACACCCGGAAACCGAAGAGGGUCUAGAACAUAAAGAGGUACCAGUGGAGACGGUGCCCAUUCUCUCAAAGGCGGAGGUGACUCAAGAGGCCGGCCAGUUUGCUGAUGAGGCAUCCAAAGACGCGCCCUCGGUGGAAGGACUUGACGUGUCUGCGGACGCAGACAUAACAGCGAGCCAGAAAAGGACCGUCGAAGUCGCCCUUAAAGAGGAAGUGACCGAAGAAGCUGAUGGUCCAAAGAAUGAAAAGACUGAAUUCCAGAGCCCUGCUCAGGCUCCUGCAGCCCCAGGGGAGAGAGAGUUGGCAGUGCAAGUGGAAAGGGAGGAAACGGAAGCCCAGGCGGCCCACGUGAGGGAAGAGGCACGUGAGCCCAAACCAGUGCACGUGCUCAGCAGCCAGCGGGUCCAGUCAGUCCACGUGACCGUCAUCGACGGGGAGAAGGAAGUUAGCCGUCUUGAGGAAAGCUCUGCUUGGCUAGUUCAAGGGCAAGCGCUCUGCACAGACAUCCAAGUUCAGAGCCCGGAGGCGGCUUUACCGCUCGCAGCUGUGUCUGUGGAGGAGCAGGUCUUGGGAGAAACCGUCCAGCUUUUCGAGGCAGCUAGGCCUUGGGAGUGUGCAGAGGCACGCGUGGAGCUCAGCAAGAGCCUGGUCCACCCCGUGACCGUGGCAGAGCCCUCUGACGGAGGAGGCGCUGUCGGUCAGCCAGGGGGAGGCGCAGCCACCCCGGCAGAAGGCGUCAGUGCCGACCCGGAGAGAGAGAAAACCACCUCUCAAGGAGGGAAGUCCGAAGAAGAAGACAGCAAGCAGGUUAGCGGUCAGGGAGAUAGCGUGAGCGAGACGGGAGAGGAAAGUUUAAAGGCCGAAGAGGAGAUUUUGCAACUUCAGACGGAGAGCCAGAAACUCGUGCAAAACGUCAUCGAGACGGCCGUGGGCCAGUUAGUAAGCACCGAAGACACGGCCCCCGACAGCCAGCCCCCGGCCCCGCUGACGGAGGCUGACCAGCAGGAAGCCGAGCAGAGAAUCGAAAAAGAAGAAGGGGAACCUCAGGGCCCGGCAGAGGCUGACGCGGCCCGAGAGCAGUCCGCGCUGACCACCGUGGGCCAGAGCCCCUCCGACAUUCCCAAAGGCGCGGCCGCGGCUGCAGAGGAGGCCACGGCCGCGGCCUCGGGGGUCCCAGGCUCCCAUGUCGAUGCCCAGCAGCGUGAAGAGCUCGUCCACCCCGCCCAGGACAAGAGAGAAGCCACCGGAACCAGGUCUGAGCCCGAAUUCGGCGAUCGAGCCCACGGCUUGGGGGAGAGAACAGAGAACGAAGCCCAAGAAAAGGAGAGACGUGACGCCGUCGAUUACCCCGAGAACCAGAUCUCAGCCCUGGUCGACCCCGAGGCCUCGGGGGACUUAACCAAAGAGUCCCCGGAUGCCAACGGACCGAAGCUAAAAGAGAAGGAGGUGGGGUUUCAGGAAGGAAAAGGGCAGAGCGCGCCUGAAAAAGAGAUCAAAACACAGACUCCGGAGGAGACACAGGAGCAAGAGAGGCAGCCAGCCACGCCGGAACUCGCAGAGUCCUAA
This is a messenger RNA of Pipistrellus nathusii (Nathusius's pipistrelle), 5376 nucleotides long. The record is from the annotation of a GenBank genome assembly. Lineage: Eukaryota; Metazoa; Chordata; Mammalia; Chiroptera; Vespertilionidae.